Molecule: messenger RNA, 5426 nt
Organism: Calidris pugnax (ruff)
Lineage: Eukaryota; Metazoa; Chordata; Aves; Charadriiformes; Scolopacidae
Gene: SNX20
Product: sorting nexin 20
Exons: 4
Coding region: 180-1163 (327 amino acids)
Biological process (GO): protein transport
Cellular component (GO): early endosome membrane
Molecular function (GO): phosphatidylinositol phosphate binding
Source: RefSeq, a predicted model, not a curated record
CUGAUUUAAUCAAGGCUUCUUCCUUCCUUUUUGUAAAACACAGAAUGUGCCUGUCGGGAGAGAACACAGACAUCUUUCUCUGCGUUUUGAAAAUGCGAAGCAGGCUUUUCGUGACUUCGGCCAGGCUACACGUGCACCACAACUGAAAGCCCUUCAGGAGCCUGCAGUGAUAGCUUGCAAUGGACCAAGACGCGCACCGCACAGCAGAAAGGGAACUGUUGGAAGCUGUAAGCAGGAUUACUACAUUUUCUACAAGCCCUUCUGAUGAAGAACAAAAUCAACCCAAAGCUGAAAUUUCACAUCAAGAGAGAAAGGAAAACCCAGAAAAAGAUGACCUGCAAGAUUCCAGUGCAUCCCUAAGUCCCAACUCUUCAAUGACCACUAAGGAGCUUCAGGAAUAUUGGAGGAGUGAAAAACGCCAGUGCAGACAAGUCAAACUCCUUUUUGAAAUCCCAUCAACCAGAAUUGUAGAGCACCACUUAUCUAAAUACGUGAUGUAUAAAAUCAUCAUUUUGCAAACAGGGAGUUUUGACAGCAACAAGUCUGUGAUUGAACGGCGUUACUCGGAUUUCGAGAAACUGCACAGAAAUUUGCUGGAGGAGUUUAGUGAAGAAAUGGAAGAUGUGACCUUUCCCAAAAAAACUCUAACAGGGAACUUCACAGAAGAAAUAAUCAAUGAGAGAAAAUUAGCCUUCAAGGACUACCUGAGACUUCUAUACUCUAUGAAAUAUAUCCGAAGAUCAAAAAAAUUUAUCGACUUUUUAACAAGACGGGAGCUUCAGGAAGCAUAUGGUUGCCUGCGGGGCGGCCACUACACCAAAGCUUUGGAAAUCCUUUUGGAAGUCAUUGGUCUGCAGGAAAGGCUGACGAGAGGCAACCCUGUCGCCAUCGUCCCUACUCUCUGCGCCAUCGUGGUGUGCCACAAGGAUCUGGAGAACCCAGCAAGUGCCUUUGAAUGUGGAGAAAAAGCUCUGUCACGCCUUCAUGUGCAUACCAGCCACAGGUAUUAUAUCCCACUGUUAGAAACAAUGAUCACUUUGGCGUAUGAACUUGGCAAGGACUUUCUGUCUUUGCAAGAAAAACUGGAAGAAUGGAAGGCAAAAAAAGAUCCCAUACGGGUUUUCACCCUGAAAGAACUUGCAGUUCGGGAGUAUGUCCAAUGAACACAAGAAACAGCUUCAUUAAAGAGCAAAGCUGUCAGCUCCUUUUCCUGAACACAAACUCUUGAAAAAGUAAGAACUGGAAAUUACCUGUUUGGCUAACAUAACUUUAUAUUAAUAGAAAAAAGGUAAAUCAAGUAUUUUUCAUGUUCGAAAGGGACAUUACCACUUAUGUUGGAAAAUACUAUAUUUACUCUACAGAUAUAAGGAGCACCUAAGCUUAUUAAGGCUUUUGGAAAGAAGUUUGCAACAAAAAAUGAUUUAUGAUUUGCUUACUUUGAAAAGAGCCUAUUUUGUGUGAGAAGUCAGAAUAGGAAAAUACAAUUGAUAAAGCAGUUAUGAACCUGCAGAAACAGAGCUGUUACUUGCUCAUAUGGAAACGACUUCCUUUCAAGAAGAGAGAUAUCUUCUGUUGAUGCAAUCGAAGGGAUGCACCUUCAGACACUGAAUGUAGUUUUUCAUUCCUCCAGCUGAAACCUGGUCAAACAACACUUGCCAUUUCUGAGAACAAUGGGAUUGGUCCUGUUCCCACUGAAGUCAAUUGCCGUGGGUGGGAGGACCUGGGGGGGGAGGUUUACAAUCAACUUUGUUAAGAGCAAAAAAUACAAGCGAUGAUCAUUCCAUCAGAGAUGAGGGAAUAUGCUUCAUUUCCCUUUUGUAGCUGAUACAGUUUUAUCGCUUGCAUUAAAGGCACAUUCUUGUUUGGGGUGAUCUUUAAGUACAGCUCUGACUGGGCUAGAAAAUUCAUACCACGUGCUCUAUAUACAUAAUGGAAAGGAACCGCAGAGGAGUGCUGCUGAAGAGAACAUCUGGCUAAUAUAAUGCUAGCAUUUAAUUCUGAUUGUCAAGCUGUGAGACACAUGGUUAACAGACAGUGUGUGUUAGGGAUGUGCUUCCCUGUUGCCUUUCAGAAGUUUAUGACAAUUGGGCAUUGCCUUAGUUUUACAGCCUGGUACACCAUACAGAUAUUAUCUUGGUGGCACUGAGAUAUUAUAGCUAAUUUUUUCAGGGAUCCAACCCACAUAUACCAAUACUAAGCUUGUCUUGGCCCUAACACUCCUAUGAAAACUUCCCAAGAGCUGAAGAAGUCUCUAUUUACCUGCUUCUGUAAUUUCCCUCAACUCUAUUACCUCUCCCAUACAGUUAUUUUAAUCAUCUGGUAAAUUAAUUCUCAUAAAUUUUGUAAUUAACAUGUCAUGCUAGCAUGGGUCAUUAUUCUCUGCUGCGCAUAGUCCACUGAAUACUUUCAGGCCUGUACUACAGGCAUGGAUACUAGAUACAUCACAAUGACACUGUCUAUAAAUUAGGAAUAACUAUAUUACCUUACCUCCCAGACACAUAAAAGAAUUGCAUAAUUGAAAGUGCACUGAACCUGAAAAACAUUGCUGUGCAUUGUUACCAGGAUGGCUUAGAAAAAAUACAGAAUAAUGGGAGUGUCUAGGGUGGAAAGUUAAUAUUGUAAGUAGCUGUUAACAGCUAGGAAUUAAACUCAAAAUAUGUGGACUAUCUGUUACUUGACAUUUACUAUUUUUUCAAGUUAUACCAGACGUAAGAGAAUUAAGAGUAAUUAAUUAAGAGACUUAAGGACUAAUCUUACCACAACAUACCAUACUGAAGGACAGCUAAAAUGGAUCAAAAGGAACACCUACUUAGAGGAUCAUGUCUGAAUCGGUAACAAAGGGGUGAAGGAAAAAGCUUGUCUGAGGUCUGCACCGCAGUCGGGCAACUUGGAGUUAAGGCAGAAAGAAAGCAUGGCCAUCGUGCUGCUCUAUCUCCUCAGCACUUUUUGGUGAAAGACCAACAGAAUAAGGAAAAAUAAUUUUUUCCCUUUUGCUCCCUCCCCUCAUUGUGUGCAGCAUCUGAGGCUCAGCUGCCUUGGAUUCUCCUCAGGUUCCUAUGGGACUGUAAGCGAGUAGCUAAUCAUGUCCACAGACCCACACCUACAGCUGACUACAAGAUUAGAUAAGUACAUGCUGUCUAGCAAUUAUAAGUACUAGGAAAGCAGCACACCAGAGACAUCUUACUUAACCUUUACUCAUGGUACUACUGUAACUUUCCAUCUCUGAAGGAUUAGCUGAUCCAAAGCUUUGUUGGCAUGGCAGUGCACAUUAGGAAUAUGAGGAGGUGCUAUUUGGCUAAGAGAAAAAUCUACAGAAUUCAAAAGGCACUAAAAUAAACAGUGCCAAAACCCCUCACUGUUUUGUUGGUAUAAGCCAAACUUCUUCUGAGAAUGCUUUUCCAUAUAACGUAGUGGCAGAGUUUUGUCAGCAAAACAGUCCUAGAAUAGGUCACUUUGUCCCUAUGCACCAGAAGGCAGAGGUCAGUCUCCUUGUAUUGUGGGGGGAAAUUAACUAAAUAAGUACAGGAAUGGUGUGAAGAAAGAACAAUGUGUCGGAUAAUUCCCCCUACACUGAACUACUUUACUGGAGAGCCCUUUCAGCAGGGCAGCUCUGGCACCCAGUCAUCCAUGAUGUCUUCAGAGCUACCUGGGGAGAACGUAUCAUCUCCCUCACUCAGAGGGCAGAUUUCAGUUCUGCUGCAUUGAGACUUCCAGUCAAGGCACUUCAUGCAUGAAUCCACAGAGCCUACAGCAUGUGUCAUCAAAGGGUCCCCUCCCAGACCAGCAAUCCGACCAGGACCUAACAAAGGGUCAAGUGCAGCAAUCAUAAAAUCAGUUUGGGAUUUCAUUACUGUUACAGUAGGACAAAAUUACAACCUCCCCCAACAAUUCAACCCCCCCCAAGCAAAUCACGUACAUGUUGCCUUCCUACAAAUGCAAAGCCUCUGACCUUCAGAUUUAUUAAUCUCUUCAGAGAUGACAUGGAAAAUCCCUUGAAAGAGAAAGCUAGUAUGGUGCUGGCAAUAAAUGGGGACCCACAGGGCCGGGAUUUCACCUGGAGCUCUGCCAGAGAUGUGGUCUGAACUUUGCACAAGUAACAACCUCUGUGCCCCUAUUUCAUCACCCAGUACUUCCCCAGUAAAGUUUCCUUGUUCAGGUUUUCAGUUCUUACUGAACAGAAAAGCUGUGAAACUUGACCAAAUAUGUUAACUCCCAACAUUUAGCUUAGAAAUGUGCACUGGGAUGGAGGCAAUUUUGAUUUGUACAAGCCUAUUUCAUUUCUUGAAAUGGAAGAGAACUUGUAAGUUGACAGUAAGUUGCCAAAUCUGUGUGCUUAUUGUUGAUUGCAUAGUUUCUUACUAAUGCAGUCUUAUUUUAGAAUCAGGUGUUACUUUCCUUAAACACUAGAGAAAUGACAAUAUUAUCUAUUUAUUGUGCUGGACUGUAGUGAGACUGUGCUGGCCCAUCAGCUCCAUAGGCAAUCGGCCAGUUCUAAUUUCUUAACUGUGUACUCUCAGAGACUGGUUGGACUUGCCAAAAGAAUUCUGCUUUCAUUUACUCACAUUUCAAAAGUCAACUUCUGUAUAUUCUUUUUCACUUGAUUUUUACAGCAAAGUGAGUGUCCAGCAGUUACAUGCUAUUAAACCAGAAGGUGAUGGCAUUUCUGCUCCCAUGCUGGCCUUGCUGUGUUCCACAUGGAAGGACAGCCUGCAAGGACCGGUUUCCCUCUGCUUGUACAUGCAACUUUAUCUUUCACAGUCAAAAUGUGUAGCCAGGUAGGGCUGAUCUCCUGCAGGGAGUCAGAGAAGAUCAGUCUCUUUGCCCACUAACAUUGCCCAGUGCAGGAAUACAGUAGGGGCUGCAGAACCCUCAUUCAUGAAUUGAAUAGGUCCUGAUUUUUAAAUUACAAGUAUAAAAAUUAAAUGGGUGCUCUCCACCUGCCACCACAUCUUGGUUUUUCUCUGAACAAUGUUUUAAGAAUGGCUCAAAAAGGAAAUAGUGAACAUUUUCAUCCACACCUACUUGUCUUGCUUAUCUGUUGCCCUUCCCUAACUCCUGUCAAGAAGCCACUAGAGAAACGAUGACUAAAAUCCUUGCGCACUCUCCCUGGGGUUGUCUCCCUGCAGGCUGUCCCACAUCCCACCUUUCCAGGGCCAGCACAAGGGAACAGCACUGCAUCAGCAAAGCUAUUUUGGAAGAAGAAAACUCUGGCACUACCACACAUGCAAGAACGGAACAUAAAUUAAGCAAGCAGGUGGCUCCCACUUCCAGACAGCCAUUUUCCUUUCACUCUUCAUUGCUGUACAAUAUUUGAGUGAUAAAAGCCUGUUUUAUAAAUAAAUCCAUUUCAUCCAUUUCCUGUCUCCCAAAACAACGUGUGCUUUCUACAAAAAAUGUCUUUGGUUUAAUAAAAUAAAUGGAAAUGA